AAUCGUGGCUGCCAUUGGUGAAUAAAUAGGAAUUUUCUAGAAAAAUAUAGAUUUUUCCGCUAUAUUUUAGUGCCACGUGAAGCCGAGUUCGCCUGACGUAACCCAUAAUUACCACAAUGAUCUAUCCUGUCACGCGGCGGGCCCUGUCCGGAGUUAGGCUGGUCACUGGUUGCAUUAAUUGUAAUGUUGUGCGGGCUGCGAGCGCGGCUGUUUCUCGGCGACACUAUUGCAUGUCGUCCCGUGGUGGCAGUCGCUUCGGCAGCAGGUGGGGCGGGGGCGGUGGAGGGGGUGGUGGAGGGGGAGGGGGCGGCAGGAGAGGAGACGACUUCGGACAGGACCUGGCGGCCCAGACGUGGAACAUCAGCUCGCUGCGUCCCUUCCUCAAGGACUUCUACGUGCCCCACAGGAACGUGCUCAAGAGACAUCCGCACGAUGUAGAAGACUACAGAGCUGAACGGCAGAUCACGGUCAAGGGUAAAGACGUGCCCAAUCCCAUCCAGGAGUUUGCUGAAGGCAACUUUCCUGACUACGUCAUGAAGGGAAUACAAGCUGCAGGGUUCGACACUCCCACGCCGAUCCAGGCUCAGGGCUGGCCCAUUGCUCUGAGCGGCCAGAACAUGGUCGGCAUCGCACAGACGGGCUCUGGGAAGACCUUGGCUUACAUCCUGCCGGCCAUCGUGCACAUCAACCACCAGGAGCACCUCUCGUCGGGCGACGGGCCCAUCGCGCUGGUGCUGGCGCCCACCCGGGAGCUGGCCCAGCAGAUACUCGUGGUGGCCAAGGAGUUCGGGUCCACGUCGCGCGUGCGCAGCACUUGCGUGUUCGGAGGCGCGCCCAAGCACUCGCAGAUGAGGGAUCUCCGGCAAGGGGUGGAGAUAUGCAUCGCCACGCCCGGCCGCCUGAUCGACAUGCUCAAGACCAAGGUGACGAACCUGCGUCGCUGCACCUACCUGGUGCUGGACGAGGCGGACCGCAUGCUGGACAUGGGCUUCGAGCCGCAGAUACGCAAGAUCAUCGGCCAGAUCAGGCCGGACAGGCAGGUGCUGAUGUGGUCCGCCACGUGGCCCAAAGAGGUGCGCAAGAUGGCGGAGGACUUCUUGAAGGAGUACUCGCAGAUCAACGUCGGCUCGCUGGAGCUGUGUGCCAACCACAACAUCGUCCAGAUUGUCGACGUGUGCCAGGAGCACGAGAAGGAAGAGAAGCUGGGUAAACUUAUUCAAGAAAUUUCAUCAGAACGAGAUGCCAAAACCAUUAUAUUUGUGGGAACCAAGAGGAAAGUUGAACUAAUCACGAAGCUGUUAUGCAGAUAUGGCUACCCUGCUGUGUGCAUGCAUGGAGACAAGACACAAAUUGAGAGAGACCGUGUUCUAAACCAGUUCCGGGAGGGAAGAGCGCCGAUCCUGGUGGCGACUGACGUGGCGGCGCGCGGACUGGGUGAGUGCUCGCCGUGCGCGCGUCAAGUUGCGGUGGGGACGAGGGGAGAGUCCCAGACUGUCCGUGCCGAGCCACACUGCCAUAUUUGCUCAUGCCUUCCCGGCCACGCCAGGCUGCAUUUUCUCCAGUUCUUACCGUCUGUAGCGCGCGCCGAGCUAAACUUUAUGGAGGCUACAUUUUCUCCAGUUUACCGUCACAUUGGCUGUUCAGUAGUGCGCGCCGAGCUAAACUAUGAAUGUACAGUGAAGUUUUUUUUUAAUUACUACAUUCCUGAUGCCUUUAAUGGUCUUCGAAUACUGCUAUCUUUGGACUAUCGAACUCUCAGUUUAGGUUAAUUAAUUUCCUGGUUUAAGCAUUUUCAUGUGCAUGUACACUUGACAAACUGUUUUUUGUUUUUUCUACUGCUAUGUUUAGGCAUCGCUCUUCAUGUCCGAUAAUAAAUCCUUUUAUCUGUUUCAUACACCAGCUCUGAAACUACAGGCAGUACAGACCUGCCUCUGGUGCCUUAGCACGGAGGGCUUUAAACUUUGAACCAUCCUUAAACUUAAACUGCCUCCUAACUUCAAGGGGACUUGCUUUGUGAGGGGUGUGAUGCUCGCUGUUGUUUCUAGUUCCGUGUGGCCUCUGAGCCCAAGGCUCUGAGCUAGUGCAGUCUUUGCCUCGAGCAUGGGGCAGCUGUGAGAUUUAAGUGGUAACAAUAACAUUGUGUGGUGAACAAAUUAAGAUAAAGGUGUAUUGCAAGUCCGUUACGUACAUUCCCAGUAAGUUUCAUACCUAAAUACUAAUGGUGCGCGGGUACUUGGUAUGUCGAGUUGAGUUUUAACACUUUGAGGCACACAGAAAUAUAUUAAAAAUAAAUUAGAAUCUAUUGUGUAACUUUUAGCAGACGUGGCAAAAGGAAAUUAAUGCAGCCAAUGUUGCUUGUUCGUGUUAGGAUUGCCAGAUAGCAGCACAAGGCUUACUCACGCGAGGUAUUUCGGCAAUAACACUGAAACAUUGCAAAUAGCAACAUUUUUUCAAAGUGGUAUCAUAGAAAUACCACUACAAAAUAAAGGGUUAAGUAUUGGACGCAAGCCUAAUACCGUAUUUACUUGUGUACAGCGCGCACCACGAUUUUGGAACAAAUUCCAAAGAAGAAGAAAAAAAUUUCCCAUAAAUAAAUUUUAAUAAAAUUUUGUGGUACCUGUUAAGUAAUUACUUAUGAAACAAUGAUUAUUUACAUUGAUGUGUGGUGAUGUGUCAGGAAAAUACUUAAAAUUAAAUACUCUUCCACCUGAAAGCGAAACUUUUGUGGCAUACUGUACCAUCUGAAACGACAAGGGCAAGCUAACUCUGCUGUGUAGACGGAAGAUAAUGAAGCGCUGUAUCGUCACAACUGGUACGAUGGCGGGUGAAGGGAGGGAGGCAGGCAGGAAUGGGACUAAAACCAUCAAGUAACCUUGACAGUUGACAGGACUAAACACCACCUCUCCCAUCACAUCACCGUUGCUAAUCUGGCGCCGAAGACUAGGUGACUCAACCUCGCGCACGUGUGUGUGUGUGUGUGAGUACGAGAGACCAGCGGGCUGAUUACGAACACCAUCGACGACUAGCGUUAUUCUUCACGCGGUAACGAAACACGUAUCGCAUUUGGUGAUUACGACCCACCUUGCGAUAUGCGUUUCGUUAUUUUCCACGGUAACGCUAACCUGCGAUACGAAUCCAUGACGUCAGAGGACAAGCAACAAUUGAACAAUUAAUAUGUUCGUCGAACAGACUAUUUUGUAAGUGAAUCAUGACUACUUAGUGUUACUGGGAACAAAAUAAUCUUUUUCAAUGCACAAUUUCUUAAAUAAAGUCUUUAAAGCUUUUUUGCUGCCUUUUUCGUAGAAGUUUGAAUUAAAAAUGCAGUUAAAGAUUUCGCGUCGUCAUUGUGGCUAACUGCGUCUUGCCAUGUAAACAUAAACAUCGAACGAGAAGCAUGUUUAAACUUCAAUAGAAUGAAAAUGAGGCCACUCUACAGGUUACAAAAUUAAAGGAACAACUAAUUACCACGAACCCGUGUCUGUUUUUAUUUUACCUAUUAUUUAUAUGAUAUGAAGAAUGGAAUUUAAAAAAUAUUUAGUCAAGUUUGGUGUGCUUGUGUAAAAACAUAACCUUAUACUUCAAAGUUAUACAUAUAUGUGGUUAAUGAUAUAUUUAAGUGGUUAUUAGCAUACCUAAUAAAAACAACACUUUUUAACAUAUUUCCAGCGGUGAGCUUUCUAGUUUAUGUAAUCUAAUCAGUUAAAAUUUUAUAAAUAUAUUUUAAUACUCGUGUGCUUUCGUGGAUUUUAUAUACAAGUGUUUUGAAACAAUGUUUCCAAGAUAUUAGUACCAUUCGUAAAUAAAAAUAAUUUUGCUAAUAUUUAUAUCAUAGGUCACUCAAACAUUUUUUACUCCCUUCGUACACUUGGUAAAGUUUAAUUACAGUAAAUUAUUUAAAUUUGUGGUUUUCUUGAUUAGAGUGCACAUACCGCUAUUAAAGAGGACACUGUGUUGAAUACUUGUGUUCUCAGUUAAAAUAAGCCUUAGAGUGGCACUGGUAAAGUUACUGCUGCCCAACAGAAAUCAUGGUGUGGUUUAUUAAGAGCCACAGAGAGUUUGCAGCCAAUUUUUCUUCAAAUAAUGAAUGUGAAGCUUGCAUGUAUCUGUGGAUUUAACUGGCAAAGAGGCUUAACAAACGUUUAGGGACAUUAAAAACCAUUACCAUUGGCAAAAUAUUAGUUUUCUUAUUAUUUUUUUUCUUUAGUGAAUAUAGCGUUACAAUUUUUAUCUAAGCAGCAGCCUUCAAUUACAAUGGAGAAGAUAUGGGCUACUUUUUGUAUUUUCAUUUUUUGAAGUCUGUUUUAAACUCUUCUGUAUGUUAGGUUGCAUAUUAUAAGGAUAAAAUUAGGCCCAUAAUGUUUCAAUUUAAAAAGAUUGACAUUUUAAACAGUUAUUAUGGAACAGUUCUUGAAAAUUUGCAGUGUAAGAACAGUUUUUUUUAUAAUCUGAGGAUAUGAAAGUUCAUUGCUAUGUUUUUUUUUUAAUUGUUGUUUAAUUUAAUCUCACCAAUGACUUAAACAAGUGAAACUAAGUACUGUGUAAUUAGAGUAAGUACUGAGUAAACAACUUUGUUUUCAAGAUGGCAUUCAAGUUGGUUAAUGAUCCAACAUGUAUGUAAAUUAUUAAUAUGCUGCAAUUAUUUUAAAAACUGUCUUGAAAUAUUCAAUAAUUUUAAUUCUCCCUCCCCCCCUCUUUACCAUUAAGAUAAAUUAAUAGAUUACUUUUCUCAGCAAGUUUAGAAAUUAAUGGUUUAAUAUGUAAAAUAAUAUUUAGUUUGAACAAUUUCUGAUGUACAUGCAUACCAAUUAUUUAAUCCAUUUUUUUUAAAUUCAGUAAUGGAUCAACAUGAUAUAUGCUGCAAUAAAAAGAGCAGCUUAAGCAAUAGCAGCUAAGAUAACAGCUGGCAAUAUUAUCCAAGUUAUAUUUCUGAGCAGCCUUGACCAGAGAAUUAUCCAAAUCUUCGGUACAGCAUCAUCAUUGGGAAUGAUGUAGAUUCUAGAAGGUGGUUUUGUCCCUCAACCUCUGGUAGGCAUUAUAUUGUGGUAGUCAUGCAUUUUGUUUAUCCUAUAAUUUUCCAAAUAUAUAUUUGAAAAUUAAAUAUAUAUUUUUUUCAAUACUGGUAUGCUUCCAGUUUUGUUGUUUGAGAUUGGUGUAGUGGGUUUAAAAUUAGAGUGGUGAAAAUUAAGUAGUUAAGAUACCUGAAAGUUGACAAGAGAGAAAAUGGAGGUGUGCUACAUUUAAAAUGAAACAAAAAAAUGACUUGCAUGAACAUGGAAGUGUUAAUAGUUCAUAUUUAAAAAAAAAAUUAAAGUUGUUCUACUCAGAAGUGUAUGCAGAAUUUUGUUACGAGGGAGGAAGGGGGAUGGGGAGGAGGAAAGUGGUAUAGAAGCACUUAGCCUGCUGUUGGCUUUAAUUUUUUUUUGGGGGGGGGGGGGGGGGGAAUAUAAAUUUUUCUUUUAGGUUUUUGGGGGAGGCAUAUAUUCCUCUUCCCCCUGCAUAUACCCCUGGUAGGUUCAUUAUUAAAACAAGACCUCUUAUAUACCUUGUGUUUUCAUAAGAUAGCCAAGAAACCUUAGUUUUUUAUGCAUAUUUGUUAUAAUGGCCAUCAGUCACAAUCAAUUACAUAUUAAUUUACUGUAUUAGUCUUUUAUUUAAGUUAAAUUUUACUUAAUAUAGUUAAAUAAGCUGUUCUAAGGCUUCAUCACAUAUUUUAAGAAACAUUUGAUUUGAUCUCUAAAUACUAGGUCAAAAAUUGCUUCUGGUUAAACUUUUAUAAAAAUUGCUUAUUUUAAUAUUUACACACAUCUAAGCACAGAUUUAAUGGUUAUUGGUUAUUCUGGUGAUAAAUAUAAAGAUAAGAACAGUGAGUGAUGAUAACAAUUCAUAAGAUGCAGAGUGUUGACUGGGGAGGUGCAAGGAAUGGAGCUGUACCAAACUUUAUCGCAAGAUGAAUCAUACUAAGUCAAUAUUUGUUCCUGAAUUAUCUAGCUAAAUGCAAUGUGUGUCAUUUAAUUUGUUUGUACUUGUCUCAGUCUCAAUAAACAUACCUACAUUGAUUCUAAACUUACAAUAAUAAAAAUUAGUUCAAAAUAUUUUUUUUAUAUUCAUCCACAUGAAACAAUGUCUAUACUGUAUACAAAUGGGCUCACUGGCAACAACAAGCAGUUGUACCUGCUGGAACUUGCAUUGAUAGUCAGCUAGUCUAAUGAAAUUCUUCCAUGUUAAAUCUUGUUUACACAAAAAAAAAGUAAAGAAUGGUUAUAUACAAGCAUUGUGAAAUCUUUGACUGGAAAAACCUUGAUAAUACUUUUAGUCAGCAUACUUUAUAGAAUGUGUACUUUGUUAUUAGCACCUCCUUUAUUAUAACUCUGCCUCUAUGAUACCUAGUGUAACCUAUACAAUUCAUACUGGUAAUGAUCAAUAGUACAAUUUAAAAAUAAUAAAAAAAAAAGAUCAGUUGAGCAGCAUUCAAGAAAGAUAGCUGGCAGCUGAUAAAUAACAUUAAAGAAAGAAUGCUGGCAGCUGAUGAGAAGCAUUGGGAAUAUGUGCUUCUGAAAUGGCAACCAGCAAUUUGAUUAAAAAUGCAUCAAAGAACUUAAAGAAAAGUUAAAAGGCAUGCUGGAGGCAUGUGCUAAAAUUGCCAAUUAUGAGAAAAUAUUGUGUUAAGAAAUCAUUUUUUGUAUACAAGAUUCCUUACAGACAUGUGCAUUGAUUUUUUUUAUUGGACAGGCUAUUAAUAGUUAAUAUUAAUAAUUGUUUAAUUAUAACCAUCCAUGGAAAAAAAUUGAGAUAUUAAAUAAUACACUCUUUGUUAAUAUUUUUCGUUUAAAACCAAAACAAAGUCUGAAAUUGCAAAAUUUUAAAUUAAUAAACUUGUAAACAUGAAGCAGCACACAAGCAAUUUACCAUGCAUGAGAUUUACUUGAAAUAACAACCUAUCAUUAAAUGAUUAAUAGUAUCUAUUUUUUUACACACACAAAAAAAACAAUGGUUCAAAAAAGCCACUGCCAACUCUCUCAGGACAAUGAGAUCAUCUGCUGAAACCAGAAAACAAAAAGUUAACAUGUGUUUAAUAUAAUAUCCAAGUUAUACUCAAAAGUAACAUGGAAAUGAGUGAACACUUAUUUUCACAAUUUCUUUAAUAAAUGCAACAAACUUGAUAACAAAGUAUUUAUUAAAUUGCAUAGCUCGUUUCUUCAUGUUUCUUCAUUUUCUAAGGUUUUCCAACUGCUAUGAGGGUGCAAUCUGGCAAUUCGAAGGGAUUUUGAUUGUUUCUUAACAAUCUUCUCUGCCUUCUCCUCCAGUUCGAUAGCUAGCAGAAAGGCAGCAAAGGCCAUUGUGUAGAACCUGAAAUAUUUUCAAACAUUAACUAAAUUAGUGUAAUAUAGUUUGGUAGGCUACUAAUUGUUAACAAGAGGGCCUGAUUAAUAAAAAUAAUUUUUAAGAUGGUAUUAUUGAGCUAAUAUUCCUUGAUGUAACACAUAACUGCAUUCAUUUUUCUUUAAUUUCUAAAAACAAUUUUAACUUUUCGACUUCUUUUCCAACAAUUCUCCAUGAGUGUGUUGUAAUUUUUCAAGCAGUUAAACUAGAAAUAUGCCAUGUUAAUAGCUUGUUAGGUUAGGUAAAUCAAAAAAUUUAGACAUGAGAAUGAUUGGUUGGCUUAAGUAAGCUACAUUAAAAAUACUGUGUGAUUUUGUGAACUGUUUUUUAAGUUAUGAUACCAACAAAAAUAAUAGGUAUAAACUGUAGUGUGGUUGGUUAGGUUAGAAUUAGCUGUGUUACAAUAUAUAAUUCUUAAAAACUGUUAAAAUGAGUUCACAGUAUAUUUAAUAUAACUACCAUAACCUAAUAAAUUGUCUACACUACUUUCAAGUAUUUGUAGUUAACCUAAUCAAACCAGCCAUUCCCACCAUUAAGUUUGUUAGAUGAAUUAAAAAUAACAAAAAAAUAGUGUGGGUCUGUGUGAAUGGUUAGUUAAGUUAGGUUAGUUACAUUAAUUGUACUACAAAAUAUGUGUGGAUGGUUGGUUAGGUGAGGUAAGCUUAAUUUUCUAUUAGUAAAACAAUGUUACAGUAUUGAUAGCCUAUGUUAAUUAUUGGAAUUAAUGUCUGAAAACUAAUAAAUAAUUUUAAAAAAACAUAUGGACAAGUAGCUUUUCACCAGAUUUACCUCAUUAUACAAUAUUUAAAAUGUAGCUAACCUAACCAACUGUAGACAUGAAUAGGUUUGCAGUAUUUGAAGUGUAGCUAACCACACAUAACCAACAAUUUAAACAGUAAACAACUUGAAAUAUCUCAACAGAAAUAAGUAUCAAGGUUAAUAAUAGGAACUCAAAAUUACCAUUUUCAUAAACUUAUUUUUAUAAUAAAGCCUCGCCUCCCCUACAUAAAAGCUCGAAAUGUUAUUUAAUAGAAUCAUCCUGUUUAAGGAGGGGAAUUCAUGAAUAAAUUAUUCAUCAAGUUAUUUGUUUUAUGAUCAGCCCCACUUGUUAACAAUUACCAAUGUUAACACACUUAGGUAAUAGAGCCAAUAUGUAAAUGAAUGAGCACAAAUGAAAAAUGUCUUGCACAAUUGAACACACAAGGAGGCCGGAAAUAGCUUUCUGAAACUAAAUAGAGAAAUAUACAAUUUACUGUCUGAAGUCUACAAGCACACAGAUUAAACAAAAAUGCAUGUUGAGCAAAUACCCAAACACAAAAUAUACAUAAACAGCCUAUUUGAACUAUUUAUAGCUAUGUUGAGUUCAUAACAUGCGUGUAAAUAAUAUCGCUCUUUAGGUUAGGAUUAAUUUGAUAAGCUAUGACACAGCAUUUAUUAAUAUUCUUCUUACCUACUUUGAUCGUAUUUAAACCACUUCAUAAUUAUUCCACACAAACUAUGCAUUGAAAACAAUGAUUUCAUGGUACAAUUAAUAAACAGAAAUAGCAUGUUAAGAAUAAUGUUCGCGUGUUAAAUAUACACACGCUAACCUAAAACAAUUGUUUACGUUUAACUUCAUCGCUUUACAUCGUACUCGACUAUAUUUAAAACAAUAAUGUGCGAUUAUAAUGACGUUUUUAGGACAGGAGGACAUUAUUUUUAAGAGUAAUUAUAUCACUUACCUCACAUUCGCUUCGUAUCACCACUUGAAAUGCUCGUGAUAUAUAACGUAGCUCCGGUGCGAUAAAUAUCACUUGAAAAGUGCGCUCGUAAUCAAAGUUUCGAUAUAUACCGCCACAAUGUCAUCAAUAUUCGAAGUUUAACGAAACAGGAUGUGUUCGUAAUCACGUUGCUGGUUCCUGCGAUAUUCUUCGCAAACCUUCGUUAUUUAUCGCAACUUAUAACGCAAAGUGUGUGCUCGUAAUCAGCCUGCAGGUUGUGAAUGUGUGUGUGUGUGAAAGAGAGGCCUUGUUGCUUGUGUGUAUGUGUGGGGGCUGGCCAGAAAGAAAACACACCCGGCAGUUAACGAUUACCACUCCUCCUUCCCGCCCACCCCUCAACUUUUUUUUUUCCGUGUAUAGCGCGCAUCCUUGAUUUUUUUUCUUUACUUGAGGGAAAAAAGGGUGCGCUAUACACGAGUAUAUACGGUAUUAAAGCUCAAAAAAUUUUAGUGGUUUACUGUUUGGCCUAAGAAAUAUAACACAUUCAUAAAACAUACUUUAAUACAAACUCCACGAAAUAUAGGAUUCUAUACUACUAAUUGUGAAGCUCGUACAACAUUACCAUUUUAUCAUUAACCGUGUAAGUUAUUAAGUAUUGAAUUUGAUAGCAAUGGUGGCUGAUUAUACAUAAUCUUGUACUGCAUUUAUGAUUUUUGUUUGGACGUAUUUGUGGUCAUUUAGCACAUCGUCGUUUUAUUUAUAUUUACCUAAACUGCAAAUGCAAAAAAAAAUUGAUUGCUUCUAUGCAAGUGCAAUACUCAAAUUUUUGUAGAUAUUGCUGCAGGAACAGCUGUUACAUAAAAUGGGCUUUGAAAAUCUUUUUCCGCAUAAAUAUUAUUUAUACCAAGCGUAUUUAGAAAGAAAUAAAGGUACAAAUAUGUGUCUAUUUUACCAUCUGCCUACCUGAAAAUAUUAAUAAGCGCGUGUAAAGAUAAAUGGGUGAGUAAAUUACGUUGUAACACCAUAGUUACCGUACAAACACAAUAGUUAACAUAAAAGAACUAUAGUUACUGUAGAAGCACCACAGCUACAACAGAUGUACAGUAGUAGAGCUGUAGCAAACCGUAUGUAUUCGGUAUUGAGUAACGGGUGCACUAUCCAGUAACGAGUAACGAAACGUUACACGCGGCUGCAUUUCGUUACUCGCAUUUUUCGUAUGUUUUACGCAUGCUCACGCAUUUUCAAUGAAUUUACGUUACAAAGAACAAUGUUCGUUUAUUAAGUAAAGUAUAAUUUGGAAAUUCGUCCAAGUUUUUUACUGUUUAUUAAAGGUAUUAUGUGUGUAGACAAAGUUUGAGAUUGGAACAGAAACAACGUAAGAAAGUAUUUUUUUACAAAUUAGAAAUAUGUAUGUUUUUGUUUUUUAUUAUCGCGUAUUUUCACUUGGUUUUUUAUCUAGUGCUAACUGCAUAACAGCAUAUGGCUCUUACCUACAGUAUUUAUAUUUACCAAAUAAUUUUACAACUUUAUAUUUCAAAGUAAAAUAGGCAUUUUCAUUACAAAAUAUUUGUAAGUAACUUUUUCAUAUUAAUUAAAACAAUAGAAUUAAUUCUUUCAAAUUUUAUUAUGAAACAAAAGACUGAAAUAUUUUUAUCCAGUUGUUCUGCUGUUAAAGACUAAAAUUUAGGAUGUUUAUUUGGAACAAAAAUUGUUUUUAUGAAAUAUUGUUAAUAUUCUAUUUAUUAUUAUUUACGCGACAAUUUAUUAUUAUUCAUGCGGCAUCAUACUGUAUGCGUAUGCAAUACGACUCGAUUCGUUGCUAUAACAUAGCAUGUUAUAUGGUAUCAGAAGUAACGAGUAACGUAAUUUUUUUUGCACAGACACUAUAACUUUAUUGCAGUUUUUAAUAUUCAAGUGUAUGUAUGUAUAUAUGUGUGUGUAUAUAUAUAAUAAAGCCGCUCUAAUGAGAUUUAAUUGUUCUUCGUUAACACUCGAUAGUGAGUAAAAAAUACCAUCAUGAGAUACUUUGUACCAUGUGUACUUUUGUGCCAUUAUUUUCUAAUGAGCUUAACGGGAGCAUAACAAAGAAAUUUCUACUACUUGACUCGAAAAUACUCAUGUUUUCACAUGGCUUGAAAUUAAAAUAUGAUAUUCGUGCACCUCUUACUAUUCUCUCGACACCCUUAAUUAGAAAUUUUUAAUUUCCAAAAUAAAAUGCAUUUUAAAAAAGAUUAUGGUGACUAGUUUUACCAUUCCAACCUCAAUGUGUGUUUUAAUCUGUUUCAAGAAAAGGGGCAACAUUCAUGUAAUAUAAUGAGCAGUUUGUAAAUCUUGAGUUCUUCUAAAGCUCUGCAACCGUGGGACCUGUUUGUGGGACCGGUAGUACUUCUUAACCUACCCUCAGAUGAUCCCUGAAAGAGUCAUUAGCCACUCCUGGCAUUUCUGUCACUGGCUGACUUUGGGUACCCACAGACGUGUGUUUGCAUUUUGUGUGUGCUAGCUUGCCAUACCUUUUGAUAUUUACAACUUUCCUAUCUAACUGAUUUUGUCGGAACUACUUCAGGGGAAAACUGUUUCUAAGUGAAAAUAAGAGCACCUCUGAACAUAGGUUUAGAACAUUUUCAUAAUAACUUGAUAAUAUGCAAGACUUAACUAAAAAUUACAGGUUUAGAAACCGAAGAUUUGUUGUUCUACAGUUAACUUUAAUGCGUGAAGUAAAACUAAAUUUUUAUCUUUACAUUUUCACAUUUUUUGAGUGCAUUUCUUUAUUAAUUUUGUUAUUCAGUAGAUUUGUAAUAAAUAUAUCAUUUCUGAAACAUAAUUUUCUCAAGGAAAUUUUUCUAGUUUCAAUAUUAAUUUGGUGUUAACCCUUGUAGCCAUAAUUAUUUGGCUUCAACCACAUUUAUAGUAGUAGAUGGGAAUUUAUACCAUUUUUUUGUCUUGUUAAAUACAGAGUUUUAUCGCAUAAUCGUCACACCGUUAUUUUAGGACGUCAAUUUCAAGGGAAAAAAUUAUUACAUAAAUGUUGCAUCAUAUUUUUGGUACUGUUGUUACAGUCUGAGAACUUUGUUUAGGUAGUAUAUGUGACAAUAAAGCACCGUGCAACAGCAUUGUUUUCAAAAUGGUCAGGAAUUUUGGUGCUUAUAAUGGGAAAAUGCAGUAAUUACAAUAUCCAUUUAAGAUGUACCUGCGCACUUAAGUAAACAUACUUUCCAUGAAUAGGUUUUGUGUUUAUGAAUAGCUUUACCUUGAAGAAAAAAUACAUUUUUUUCGCAUAAAAAUCACACCCCUACUUUUCAAACUUGAUUUUAGUAUAAAAUGUGCUACGAUUGGGCGAUACAACACUGUAAUGCCUCAUAAAGGUCUUCCUGCAGUUUUUUACCUUCGUGUAAUUACAACAACUAUUUGCUUAUUCAGCUUGUUUAUGUAAAAAUACUUUUGUUGAGUCUUUUUUACUAUUACAUAUUUAUGUUUCCUGUAAUAACUACACUGGUUAGUAGGAUUUGGUAUUCAUUUAGCUACCAAUUUAAUACUAACUACAAAAUUAUUUCUUACUGGAGAAAAAUGUUAGCAUUGAGUGAAUAUGGUGUGCAUUAAAUUGUAAAGUGUUGCCAUUGGAACGGAGAUCUUUUUAAACAGUCUGGGUUGUUGUUGUUUGUUUCAGAGGCACAUGCGCGAUGACAGUAGUUGCACUCAGGUUCA
Molecule: messenger RNA, 12782 nt
Organism: Bacillus rossius redtenbacheri
Lineage: Eukaryota; Metazoa; Arthropoda; Insecta; Phasmatodea; Bacillidae
Product: ATP-dependent RNA helicase p62-like
Exons: 12
Coding region: 117-1769 (550 amino acids)
Cellular component (GO): ribonucleoprotein complex; nucleus; cytoplasm
Molecular function (GO): ATP binding; RNA binding; RNA helicase activity
Source: RefSeq, a predicted model, not a curated record